Molecule: messenger RNA, 936 nt
Organism: Colletotrichum spaethianum
Lineage: Eukaryota; Fungi; Ascomycota; Sordariomycetes; Glomerellales; Glomerellaceae
Exons: 2
Coding region: 1-936 (311 amino acids)
Source: RefSeq, a predicted model, not a curated record
AUGCUCACCCAAGUAAUUUCCCUCGCCAUAGCCACAGUUGUUCUCUAUCGUUGUCUCCCCAACAAACUCGCACAACUCCAAUUCACGUCAUGGUUCGAACCUAAGCCAUCAUCUCAAGAGCGCCCUGCACCCCACGGUGCGACACCCCAGCGGCAACGCCGUGGUGUUCGCGUGCGCAAGGUCUACCCUAUUGAAAGCGAUUUGGAAACUGACAUCGACAUCAUUGCCGUCCAUGGCCUGGACACGAACUCGCCAGAUACGUGGGAAGAUAGAAGCAAAGGCAAGCCGCCGGUGAACUGGCUGGCUGACGAGGGCAUGCUGCCGCAAGAAGUCCCACGCGCUCGCAUCUUCACGUGCGACUGGCCUGCAGACCUAUUCCGGGACCCAGAUGUGGAGGAGAACAGGAUCGACGAACUUGCUCGACUCUUACUUGAGGGCAUUUUUGGACGACCACAAGCAACGGACAAGCAACUAAGGAACCGACCAAUCCUCUUCAUCGCCUCGUGUCUCGGAGGUAUCAUCCUGAUGAAGGCACUUGUCAUGGCUGAUAAGACAUAUCUCCCCGUUCAGGAAGCUACUUGUGGCGUUAUCUUCCUUGCUACGCCAUUUAGUGGCACUUCGUUCGAGAAGGUGGCAGGGUGGGCUGAGCCGGGUCUAAGGACAUGGGCUUCACUUCGAGGCCAAGGGAUUAACCAGUUACUCGACUGGGUGAACGGGGACCAUUUUGAUCUCGACGAGCUCGUGCGCUGCUUCACUACACUUUAUCAAAAGAAGGCCUAUAAAGACCCAGUUCCACUAGAGCGAAACCACGUACGAAUGAACAAGUUUCGCGGGCCCAAGGACUUAGAUCCAGACUACAAGUUAGUGGCGGACAAGAUUCGCCGCUGUCUUGAGGAGAUCCAGAAAGGGACACCGCUCGAGAGAGCAGAUGCCUAG